Messenger RNA from Salvia miltiorrhiza (redroot sage), 836 nucleotides. RefSeq lists its product as uncharacterized. NCBI's taxonomy places the organism in Eukaryota, Viridiplantae, Streptophyta, Magnoliopsida, Lamiales, Lamiaceae. The record is from RefSeq and is a predicted model, not a curated record. The transcript has 2 exons. Bases 225 to 740 code for a protein of 171 amino acids.
UGUAAUCAACGGCUGUAAUCUCAUUUUUUGUGGGUUUUUAGUUCAUUAAAUAAUUGAAAAAAAUUCGUACACAUUUUUGACUGAAGGGUAUUAUUGGCAUAUGUUGUUCACCUUCCAUAUCUACGCAUAUUCAGUUCUGAUUUUCACUCCAAUACCUUUCAUAUCUACGCCUAUUCAGUUUCGAUUUUCACUCCAAUUAAAUCUUCAAACAAAGAGGCGACGCAAUGAUUCUGGCGGUCGGCGUAGAUGGAAGAAGGUUGUUGUCGCACGUCCUGGUGGAGGGUGGCGCGGUGGUUCUAAAUCGCGUAGGCGCGCUGACGACGCGCGGGGUGGCGUCUAGACGACGCGGCAAUUGCAGGUGUGGAUGGCGGUGGACUGGCGUGAGCUGUGAUGGUGGUGGCGCUACCGAUCACCGUCUAGAUCUGGCGGCGACGCUGUGUGCAGGAGCAGUGCACGAUGAGGAGGAGGCGGUGCACGGCGUUCAACCAUUCGCUGCCCCCGUGUUCUACCCCGACGACACUUCAGACCCGCCCCCAAUCCCCAACUUGGUCGUACGGAUCCCCACACAAAGGUCCCCAUUUUCAGCCCUCAAGAACACGCUGGAAUCCUCACCACAAGUUUCUUCUGGUUCACAAAACAUGAAUUGCAGAGAUGAACGACCUCCAGCACAAUUUAGUUGGCAAGUUGGGAUUCGAAGAUGUUCUAGAUCUGGCCAUCCAAGAUCUCCUGGGUCGACUUAGCUACUGGGUUUUGGAUGCGUUCGAUAUCAGGCGUUGCGAUGUUAUUUUACCUAAUGGUCAGUCUCUUCCAGUGACCGGGGACGACGUUCAACGGGU